GCUGUUAUUCUUACAUCUUUAACAGUCGUUACAGGUUAACGUCGCGUCGCCCAGGUAACUAACUGGGUUGAGGAGGUCAGAUAGGCAGUCGCUCCUUGUAAAACACUGGUACUUAGCUGAAGCCGGUUAGACUGGUAGCCGACCCCAACAUAGUUGGGAAAAGGCUAGGCCAAUGAUGAUCUAUUUCAGUCAUCAGUAUUUGCAAGCAGAACUAGUAGUUACAAGAAGAUGGAUCCAUAUAUCAUUAUUUUUUUGGUAUUAAGAAUGAUUAUUAAAUGUUGAAUCUCUGAAACAACAAGCCAUUGGUUUAAAUAUUUCACACAAAACAUAAGCGCUGUCCCUCACUAUAACAUUAAAGGCUAUGCAUUAAUAAUUCACCUAACCAUUACCACAAACUUUAUUCACUGUUCACACUUCAGUCCUUCACCAUGGACUUCAAAUCCCCAUGGUGGGUGAAAUACAGGAAUAGGCGGUAUAAAACAAAGAACUAUCUGACCUUCGAGAUGAUAUUAAGAAGAAGUUUUAGGGAGACAGUCCGCGAGUAUUUGUCUUGCGCCUCUAUAGCCGGGAUCAGGGAAAUAAAUAACCCGAAUAAUACUUUUUUGCACCGCGCUCUCCGCAUCGUCCUCCUCUUCGCAUCACUGGUCAACAUCAUGUACUUCCUCCAGUAUACCUGGAACUCCACCUUGGCUAACCCUCUGGUAGUGACAGGAGAGUCCUCUACUUACCCGAUCAAGGACAUCGACUUCCCAGCAAUUGCCUUUUGUAAUAUCAACAGAAUCAGUUUAAAAGCUCUUAAGCUACAUGCGGCGAAAAUGUACCCAAGAUUGUCGAAACUGAACUUCUCUCUGGCUCACCUGGAGUUCUUCUACCAGAACAUGGGCAGACUGAUAGACUUCUCUUACGAUGACACCAGGCUUUACGCGAAACUGAUGGAUGCCUUCUCUUUGAAAGAGUUCAGCGAUAUGACUGUGUUAGCUCCAAAUUGCGAAGAAACGCUGAUCAAAUGCCAAUGGGCUGGGAAGGUGGUGGACUGUAAAAAUAUCUUCGAACUUCGGAGAACUGUAUUGGGACACUGCUGCGCUUUCAACUACGUUCUAGACUAUAAUGCAGCCGUCAGCCUCCACGCAACCAUAGCCCCAGUGAAGCGUCAGACAGUACCAGGAGUGAACAAUGGUCUGCGUGUCGUCAUGGAUGCGAUGAUAGAUGACUAUGCCUUUCCAUUGACUUACAGGACUGGGUUUGAGGUACUUAUAUUUGAUCCGAUCCAUUUCGCUGACAUGACUGGUGGCAGGGUCAUACAGCGCAUGGUCCAACCAAACCAGGAGCAGUUCUUCCAAGUGGAAUCAGUGAAGCAGAUUGCGUCACCAGAGGUCCGGAAGUAUCCCUUGUCAGCGAGAAAAUGCCUCUUCCGCGAUGAAAAUGUGAAGGAAUUCCACAAUAAGUACUCGUACAGCGCCUGCCUGGUCAAGUGUAGGAUACAAUCGGUACAGUCGCUGUGUAAAUGUAUUCCCUACUUUAUGCCAACCAGCUACAAAAAUGUACCGACCUGUACGUUGAAAAAUUUAAGGUGUCUCGAUAAAUAUAGGGGUGAGUGGAGAACUCCUGCUUGUCAUUUGUUCUACCUUUUCUAUCAGCUACUGACUGAGAUCAACAGGAUCUCAGUAAUCAUAUCACUACUCACAGUAGAUUUUUGUUGAUUUGUAAGAGAGACAAAGCUAUACGUUGCAUAGCCCGGUGUCUUGCUUCCAUAAUUACCAGAUUACAUUUGCACUUAUAAUAAUUAAGAUUAGGGGAGGAGGUAGGGUAGGUAAGGAUAUUUUGUAGAUGUCUGCUAACCACAAGGGUGGUUUUACGUUUACUUUUUAUUAUUAUAUUAGUGCUUCAAUAUCAGGAAUUUAAAUAAUCCGAUUCGUGUCCGUUGAUCCCUUAUUAUCAAGUCCUAAUCUGGGGGUAAUUAAAGGGGUGCAAAGGCAACUUCUCCAUAAAAUUGUAAUUAAUACUAGAACCAUUUUAACUCGUGCUUUCAAGUGCAUAUCUAAGCUUCCUAAACUCACUUUACAUUUAACAACUUCCAGAAAAGCUGCAAUACUUGUAUCCUUUAGACUCGGAAGAUACCGAGGGCUUGGAACAAGAGCUGGUG
Trichoplusia ni (cabbage looper) is the source of this 2143-nucleotide messenger RNA. Its product is annotated as sodium channel protein Nach-like. NCBI's taxonomy places the organism in Eukaryota, Metazoa, Arthropoda, Insecta, Lepidoptera, Noctuidae. The transcript has 7 exons. The coding region runs from base 429 to 1700 and encodes 423 amino acids. Gene Ontology annotation, biological process: sodium ion transmembrane transport. Gene Ontology annotation, cellular component: membrane. The record is from RefSeq and is a predicted model, not a curated record. Gene Ontology annotation, molecular function: ligand-gated sodium channel activity.